Messenger RNA from Fusarium sp. VM40, 552 nucleotides. The record is from the annotation of a GenBank genome assembly. Lineage: Eukaryota; Fungi; Ascomycota; Sordariomycetes; Hypocreales; Nectriaceae.
AUGGCCGCUACCACACCCGCUCCGAGUCCGACUUCAGCUCCGUCAUCCCGGCCCGGCCUGACCACCAGCCCCGGCGCCGCAAUGCCCUCUCCCUCCCCUUCUGACUUGUCCUUCCCGCAGGAUGCCUUCCCACGUCUCUCAGUCGUGACGCCCACGCGCCUCAUGCUGGGAACUAUCUCGUCAGCGCUCGUCGGGUUCUCACUUGGGGCGACGCAGGGUGGACAGAUGGCGCAGCUGCGGUUCCGGGCCGAGCAUGCACACAAGAUGCCUGACACGACGACAGGGUGGUACUUUUACCACAAGAGCAAGAACUACCACGCCAUGCAGGGCGGGAUCCGUGAGGGCUUUCGCAUGGGGUUGAAGACGGGGUUCUGGAGCUUGAUGGCGUUGUCACUCGAGAGCACGGUCGAUCGUUAUCGCGGGGCCAGCGACAUGUUUUCCACCACGAUAGCCACGCUUACGGUCGCUGGCGCGUUUUCCCUCUGGCGUAAGUGGUCCAUUUUCCUUCUGUCUAUCUUGAUUUACCAAACCUCGGCUGCGCGCAUUGACUAA